Messenger RNA from Phragmites australis (common reed), 794 nucleotides. Its product is annotated as small ribosomal subunit protein uS17. The coding region runs from base 141 to 626 and encodes 161 amino acids. Gene Ontology annotation, molecular function: structural constituent of ribosome. The record is from RefSeq and is a predicted model, not a curated record. The transcript is spliced from 6 exons. Lineage: Eukaryota; Viridiplantae; Streptophyta; Magnoliopsida; Poales; Poaceae. Gene Ontology annotation, biological process: translation. Gene Ontology annotation, cellular component: ribosome; cytosolic small ribosomal subunit.
CAAAACCUAAGCUUCCGCCAACGAGGCUGCGCUAUAAGAGUGCGCCCUAGGGUUUCCGCGGCGCCGCCACCUCCUUCCGAGUCUCAGCUCCGCAUCCUCCGCGCGCCGCCGCCUCGCCGCUCGACGCCCACCGCGCAGCCAUGGCGGAGCAGACUGAGAAGGCUUUCCUCAAACAGCCAAAGGUUUUCCUCAGCACGAAGAAAUCUGGCAAGGGUAAGAAGCCAGGCAAGGGAGGCAACCGAUUCUGGAAGAGCAUUGGUCUUGGCUUUAAGACCCCCAGAGAGGCAAUUGAUGGGACUUACAUUGACAAGAAGUGCCCAUUCACUGGAACAGUUUCUAUCAGAGGCAGAAUUAUUGCUGGAACAUGCCACAGUGCUAAGAUGAACAGAACCAUCAUUGUUCGCAGGAACUACCUCCACUUCGUUAAGAAAUAUCAGAGGUAUGAGAAGAGGCAUUCCAACAUUCCAGCUCACAUCUCCCCAUGCUUCCGUGUCAAGGAAGGUGACCAUGUCAUCAUCGGCCAGUGCAGGCCCCUGUCAAAGACUGUGAGGUUCAACGUCCUGAAAGUCAUUCCAGCUGGAACCACCGGCGCCAGCGGUGGGAAGAAGGCCUUCACUGCAGCCUGAGCUUAGACUCCGGUCCAUGAUUAGUCUAUAGAAUGGAGGUUUUUUUGCUUAAAAGUCCUGCUAGGCUUCUGUUUCGACCUAUGAUUUGGAGAUUGUUUCCCAUCAAAAUGAAGUCUCGUCGUCUGAACUUGUUUUAAGGAAUUUACUUAUGCAGAGUUUUGUUGCUGA